Messenger RNA from Penicillium cinerascens, 1875 nucleotides. RefSeq names its product fungal specific transcription factor domain-containing protein. Lineage: Eukaryota; Fungi; Ascomycota; Eurotiomycetes; Eurotiales; Aspergillaceae. The coding region runs from base 1 to 1875 and encodes 624 amino acids. The record is from RefSeq and is a predicted model, not a curated record. The transcript is spliced from 5 exons. Gene Ontology annotation, biological process: DNA-templated transcription. Gene Ontology annotation, molecular function: DNA binding; zinc ion binding.
AUGCCGCAUAAUAAUCCCGAGCUUGCCGGCGAAAACUCCCGAAAACGCAGUAGGCGCGCCGGCCAGGUCUGUGAGCGCUGCCACGAGAAAAAAUACGGGGUCGACAUGCCAUCGAGACGAGGGAAGAAGAAGCGACCUCUUUCCCCAAAUGAGGGUGUCGAGCAAGAGGUUAUGCGCCCCCUAGGGCCAAGUUCGGCAGAGACAGAGUCAAUUCUCCCAUCGACAAACAAUGCUGAUCCCAAGGCACCACUCAUUCAACAGCCAUCUCCGCUUCUUUCACUUCAAAGUGCGCUUGAGAGCCAAGAAAGUACCCAGAGUGCCCUAGGGAUCUGGCCAAACGACCAAAAUGAGAAAGUGCAGGAGUAUCGACAGCACCAGACCUUUCUGGGCAAUACUGGGUAUAUGCAAAUGUUCAGCAAUGAAAGGCCUGGGGAGGAUGAAGUGCCACCAAAGCCUUUGCCCUUAGUUUGUGAACCGAUAUCCUACCCUAUUUCCGAAGAUCUUUUGGACAUUUAUUUGGAAAUUUAUUUCGAAUAUGCCAAUGUGUGGUGUCCGGUACUGGACUGGGCCAUACUAGAUUCCCAUCCGCAAAUUUUGGGAUCGCCCUUUUUCCAUAAUGCAUUGGCUUUAUGUGCCAUCAGGCUUCGACCCCCCCUCAUCGGCCCCACAUAUCCCGAAGAACACUACUUGAGGGCCAAAAGCCUGUUCUAUGGCAAUUGUGAGAGUAACCCUUUAAUCCAGAUCAUUUCCAUCAUGCUAUUCUACUGGUGGAGUCCGGGGCGACCCAAUGUAGCGAGCUUAGACACUGGCCGCUGGUGGGUCGGCACUGCCAUUCGCCUCGCCGAAGAGAUUGGUCUGCAUCAUGAUAAGGGCCCCGCAGAGUCUUACAUAGGGGAGACAAGUGGACUCAAGCGCAGAAUAUGGUGGACGCUCUUUGCUCGGGACCGUAUUGUUGCCCUCGCCCAGGGCCGACCUUGUUUCAUCAAUCCCGAGUAUUGCAGCGUACCUAUGGUGACCGUGCAUGACUUCCCCGACCCAGCAGAUUUGAAGGCCUCUAUCUUUGUACACUGGGUCAGAAUGUGGGAAAUUGUCGGAAGAAUCCACAAGGAGAUGUACCAAUCGAAAGAUUCCUUUUCACCGAAGCCUACUUUUGUCCCCGAGAUGAUCGAUUGGGUGCAAUCUCUUCCUGCCUCUCUUCAAUUACCUUUCAGCUCUCGUCGAACGGUCGACUACAAUCGUGACGUGCACGACCUCCACCUCGGCUACCUCACCACCAUCACUUUGCUCUACCUGAACAAGAGCGACGAGUCUGUUCCGACAGCCCAGAUCCCGGCAAUUGCAGCUGCAUCCUGUAUUGCCCGCAUCUUCAAAGACUUUCUAGCUCGUGGGUCAGUUCGUUUUCUAUUGACACAGGCGACAUGGAGUAUUGCUUUGGCUAUCUUGGCUUUGAUUCAUGCACGCCGCAUUGAUGGCUUGGCACAUCACGCCGAGGAGGACAUCCGUGUUCUUCGUACAGCCCUUGCACAAUUGGCGCCAUUAUCAUAUCCUGGAAAGAUGUUUUGUCAGGGAAUUGAAAGGAUUCUUGAUCAAGACCACGCAGCGACAGGAGCUCAGGCUUGUCCGGCUCCAGAUGCUGGAAACGUGAGUCAAGAAUGUUGGCAGCCUGUGGCAAGUGCCUCUCCAAUUGACAUUGAUGAGCAAUGGACGGAGUUUUUCCCAUAUGUGGCUACUGACACGAGCCCUUUGAUUGCCAAUCUUCUGGCAAGCCAUGGCACAUUGUCGACCUUUGCCGAGCCAGAUUGGCCGGCGGAUAUUCUUCCGCUCUUAAACGAAGUUUUCGCAGACUCUCACAUGCUUCUGGCUGGCCAUUUUUGA